This is a messenger RNA of Alternaria rosae, 360 nucleotides long. Its product is annotated as chaperonin 10-like protein. The transcript has 4 exons. Gene Ontology annotation, cellular component: mitochondrial matrix. Gene Ontology annotation, molecular function: protein-folding chaperone binding; metal ion binding; protein folding chaperone. Bases 1 to 360 code for a protein of 119 amino acids. The record is from RefSeq and is a predicted model, not a curated record. NCBI's taxonomy places the organism in Eukaryota, Fungi, Ascomycota, Dothideomycetes, Pleosporales, Pleosporaceae.
AUGCCAAACGUUCCGCAGGCUGUUCCGAGUCCCCUUCCGUCCGUCAACAUGUCCGCAAUCAAGUCCAUCAAGAGCAUUGCGCCGCUCCUCGACCGCAUCCUCGUCCAGCGCAUCAAGCCCGAAGCCAAGACCGCAACCGGCAUCUUCCUCCCCGAGACCGCCGUCAAGGAGCUCAACGAAGCCAAAGUUCUCGCCGUCGGCCCCGGUGCCUUUGACAAAGAUGGAAAGCGCGUCAGCCCCAGCGUACAACCCGGUGACAAGGUCUUGAUCCCGCAAUUCGGCGGAAGCCCCAUCAAGGUUGGCGAGGAGGAGUUGAGCCUUUUCCGGGACCACGAGCUCCUGGCCAAGAUCAACGAGUAA